GGAGACUGUCCAGUGCUGUAAUGCUGCUGUCCGUGCACGGUUCUGAAAGCAGCCACACGUGCUGAGCACCAGGAGAGGCAGAAGCUGCACAACACUGUGAACGUGGGCUGUGCGUUAUACCUGAGCAACCAGUGCAGACCUACAGUGUUUAAUUCCAGUUGUUCAGAAGGGAAAAUCCAGUCGCAUAUAAUGGCCCGUCGACUUUCAAAAGAAGAGUUAGAUGAGCAGUUUGAACAGUUUCUGAAAGAGUCUCUUUCAGAUGAUUCACUUGGAAGUUCAAAGAAAAAAUCCAGCGUUCUUGAGACCUUGGGGCAGCCCAGGAAAAAGGAAUCAAAGAACAAAGAUCCCGUGCCGUGGUGGGUAUCGGAGGAAGAUUCCGAUGAUGGUGAUUCAAUUGUCGCUUCUGGGCCUAAUCAGAGUAUCCUGGGAGCUGGCCUGGAUACCUUGGAGGAGCAAGAAGAGAAAGAAAAGUUCUUUGCCAAACUUGAACAAGAAGCAUCAUCUACUCUUGACUACUCAAGAUUAAAUAAAGAGCUGGAUUCCAAUGAUUCUGUAAUACUAGCACCAUUUGUACGAAAAGAAAACAAUGAAAACGGAGAAGAAGAAUCUGUACAUGACGAGAAAUCUGGCAGCUACAGUGAAGAUUUUGAAGAGGAGACAGAUGUUAAUCCUGCCUUUAAAACUGAAGAAAAUCAGGAAGCAAACACUGGCAUGCUGGCUAAAGUAUUACUUGACUCACAAGAUUCAACUACAGAAAUUGAAAAGGCUGCUGAAACCUCAGCUGUAGCUGAAACCUCAGCUGUAGGCGAGCAGUGUCUGCCUCGAGAAGCUACUGGAAUUGCAAUGAAUGAAACAGGCACUUCCCAUGGGCACACCAGGAGCGAGCUGGAGGCGCUGCACGAGGCCUAUCACCACGUGGGGCAGUCCUGGGAAGAGCCCGAUGAGCAGAAAGCAGAUGCUUCUGGAGGGGCAGAAUGUCUAGUGCCAAGUGCCUCACAGAGUAACGACCUCUGCUCAAAAAAUAUAUCAACUACUGAAUCAGAUUUACCUACUGUAGAAGAACUGAUGAAGCCUAUUAAAGGAGAUUUGUAUAGUGCCAGAGGUUUCAAUUUGGAGCCUGAAAGCCCCGUGAAGCUGCCAGGCAGCCCAGCAGACGAGCUCGUCAGCCACGAGCCAUCCAAGGAGCGUGAGGGUGACACGGUCUGGGAGACAACCCUGCCUGAGGAAUUCAGCAGAGGAGAGAGCCUCUCCCCUCGCAGGGCUGUGAGUGAGGGUGGCCUUGGGGCAGUGACCAAGAAGGAAGCCGAGACGGAUGAACUACAGCCUGGCUCACUGAAGGGAAAGAUAGCACAAGACUCUCUGCUUUCACAGCUGGUCAGCCAAAAUAACCAGGCACUUCAGUCUCCAUCCUCGAAGGGUGAAAGACUGGAAUCAGUGACACCUAAACAAAUGUGCAAGAGUAUCAGAAGUACAACUCCCUUGCAUAAAAAGAAAUCGCCACACAGUCCUCGUGGCUUGGUUCGGAGCUCUGGAUAUGGGAAGUCUGCUUCUCUUCCCAAACAGCCUUCCCCGUCUAGUGAAAAGAAAGCGCUGAAAGAAACCUUCAAAAAGUCCAGCCUGAAAGCCAGAAGCUCAGCAGAUAAAGCAGGACCUAAAGGCUUAUUUGCUACGAGGAUUAUACGGUCUGCACCCAAGGAAGCAGCUUUGAAGGAGGAGAUGACCAAAGGUGCACCCGGUGUCUCAGCUGCUGGUGCUCGUCCACUGCAGGUCGUGGACUCCCGCAGCCAGGAUCAGCGUGACUCGCCGUUUCCCCCCGCCAGAGGCAGCGAGAGAGAGCUGUAUUUGCUGAGACGAGCCCAAGCUGCCGAGGAGGAGCUGAGCGCGGCCCGGGAGGCCGUGGUGCAGCUCGGCCGCAGCGCCUCCCAGACGCGGCAGGAGAUGCAGGCCGACAUGGAAGAGCUCAAAGCUCGGCAUGAAAAGGAGCUCUCCAGGCUGGGGCAGGAGAAUUACGUCCUUCAGAGUAAGUUAAGAAGCAUGGAAGAGCUGGCUAAAGGAAAGAGGUGGAUCCAUGAAACAGCAACAGUUCCUAUCACUGAAGAAAAACUGGCACAAAUAAAAAAAGAAAUUGAAGAUCAGGAGGUCAUUAUCCAAGGUUAUCAACAGGAAAAUGAAAAGUUAUACAAACAAAUGAAAGAGCUGCACAUUCAAAACAAGAAAAAUGAGGAACAAAUGUUUAAGGAGAAUCAGUGUUUAAUGUCUGAAUUAAUAGCUCUAAGAGAACGGGUGAAUGUGACUAAUCCCGAGUCACGGGUGAUGCAGGCCGCCGAGGCAGCCGGAGAGCAGAGCUUCACGGAGCUGCUGUCGGAGCUGCGAGCGGCCCAGAAGGAAGAGACUAAAUUACAAGAAGAGAUAAAACGUCUUAAACAGGAAAAACAAGCUCUUGAGGUAGACCUGGGACAAGCAAAGAAGGAGAGAGAUCUAGCAAAAGUGCAGAUUGCUUCCACGUCAGGUGAGAAAUCAUACGAAUUUAAAACUAUGGAAGACUCCUACAAGCAGGAAAUUGCUCAUUUAAAAAGAAGACUUCAAUGGUAUGCAGAAAAUCAGGAUCUCCUGGAUAAAGAUGCAGCCCGUCUUAAAGAUGCAAAAGAAGAAAUUGAGAAACUAAAGCUCGAGGUGGAGAAGCUCCGAACUGAAGCUGGAAAUCAGGGAGUGCAACAGAAGACGCGCGUGAGGGACCGGGCAGCAGAUGCCAAAAGAAUUCAGGAUCUCGAGCGACAAAUCAAAGAAAUGGAAGGGAUUCUAAAAAGGAGAUACCCAAAUUCUUUGCCUGCUUUGAUUUAUGCUGCUGCUGCUGCUGAGAAAAGUAACAAUCUUUCAGCUGGAACCAACAUGGUUGAUUUUUUGGAGAGAAGAAUAAAAAAGUUAGAAGCAGAACUGGAGAGUAAAGAUGAUGAAGCCAAAAAGAGUCUCCGCACUAUGGAACAACAAUUUCAGAAAAUAAAGGUGCAGUACGAGCAGAGACUGGUCGAGCUGGAGCAACUGCUCGCCUAUAAAUUCCUGAGCGCAUCGCCCCAACGGAGCAGCGAGGGAGCCAGCAUCACUCAGCUCGAACGGGAACUGCGGAGCCUGAGGGAGAUCCACCAGGUCACCGUGGAAAACCUCCAGUCUGAAAUUGAGAAUCUUAAAAGUCAAAAUUCGCAGCUAACACUUGGGAGUAAAAAGGACAAUAAGGACCUGCAGUCAGCAGAUUCUCCGGUGAAACAGGCGAACACGAAAGAGGGAUGGUUAAAACUCAGUCAAGAACUGGUCGCCAAGAACAGAGAAAUACAAAACCUCACCAAAACGGUAGAGAAGCUUCAGAAGGAAAGGAUGGUGAUGCUCUCCGAUGAUAAUUUCAGACACAAGGCUGCAAAUAAGGAAACAUCUCCGGAGAACUUGAAGAGGAGCAGUGUGGCCGGAGAGGCGCCGGGUCCCGGCGAGCCCUGCGAGGGAGCGGGGCCGGGGCGGCCCUGGGCGCUUCCCGGCGUGGAGAUCUCGGAAGUGCUGCAGCAAAACAAGCAGCUGAAAGAUGAGCUGGAAAGACUGUCUCUGGAAAUGAACCAGCAGAGGGUAAAGUCUCAAGCAACGCUGGCUUAUUCCGAAAAUAAUGUGAGAAGGGCGCAGGAGGCCGCGGCCGAGUUCGCGGCGGCGCUGAAGGCCGCGCACGAGCGGGAGCUGGAGCAGCUGCUGCGGCGGCAGGCGGCGGCGCCGGCCCCGGCGCGGGUGGCCGAGCUGCACGGCAGGAUCAACACGCAGGAGGUGUUAAUAGAACAUCUCCAAGAGCGAAUCGGUGAGCAACAGAGACAGCAGGAAGCCCUGCUAGUCUCACAAAUGCGAGAGGAGCUCCUGCAAAAAGAGGUGGCGAAGCUGUUGGAGGAGCUGCGCGAGGCCAGGGAGAGCCAGAGCCCUGCGAUGCGGCACUUCCUGUGCCUGGAGAGGAAGGUCAAGCAGCUGGAGAGCAGGCGCGCGGCGCGGGAGCAAGAGCUGCGCCAGGUGAGGGCGUUUGCGGCGCUGGCCGGGCCCGGCGGCGAAGCCGAGCGCUGGCGCAGGCUGGCGCAGCGCCAGGGCCGCGACCUGGACGCCUUCCGGGCGCAGCUGGACGCCAUCCUGGAGGUGUGGGCAGCUGUGGGGAAGCAGGUAACUUGUAAAGACAAAGUGAAAGAAGAAACCAAAAUCCACUAG
Nothoprocta perdicaria is the source of this 4221-nucleotide messenger RNA. It is a transcript of the gene CEP162, whose product is annotated as centrosomal protein 162. The record is from RefSeq and is a predicted model, not a curated record. Lineage: Eukaryota; Metazoa; Chordata; Aves; Tinamiformes; Tinamidae. Gene Ontology annotation, biological process: cilium assembly. Bases 190 to 4221 code for a protein of 1343 amino acids. The transcript has 27 exons. Gene Ontology annotation, cellular component: centrosome; axonemal microtubule; centriole.